CUGCUUGGCUCACCAGAGCGAGGAGAAGAAGACAACUAUACCAGGACAAGCUGCAUAAAGGCGAGAUUUGUGCUUUAAUCGAAGCGCUUUCAAACAUCGUGGCUUACUUUUACGGGAUAAAAGACUUUACGGCUGGCUGUAGGAACCGAAGGACUCCGGGCACCACCUUAUCUUUCUACCGUUUCCCCCGGGACCCCGAGAGGAAGCAGCGCUGGAUAGCUGCUGUGAACAGAGAGGGCUGGGUCCCGAAUGACGGCAGUCGGCUGUGUAGUACUCACUUCAUCUCAGGUAAACAGGUCAAGAAUCCACAUUCACCAGACUAUGUUCCAUCUGUGUUCACAACAGUUCCCUUAUUCCCAGAGAUGAAGGAGCCAGGUGCCUUAGAGGUUCUGGACAAGCAGGAAGCACACGUGGAGGCAGCCAACGCCCUGUUGUUCCUGCAGGGCCAGGGCAGGUCUGUGGUGGGCAAGCGGGGCCAGAAAGAGCAUCCUGAGGAGGGAGAGCAGGAUGCCAUUGUGGAGGAAAGUACAUCCUCUUCCUUCAGCACUGAUGAAGACGACGACGACGAUGAUGAUGAUGAUGAUGAAUCUGUGAGUGACAGCAAGAGAGGAAAGUUUGCUCAGAUGUCUUGUGCACCAGUAAACUUUGACGACAUCCUGAAAGCACUGAAGAAGGAGAAUCAGGCCCUAAGGGAGUCUGUGGAGAAAAUGUCCCUCUCCGAGAACUCCUUGAGGAGCGAUGCAGAGAAAGUGAAGUUUUAUACUGGUUUACCAAACUACUUUGUCUUAGAGACAGUCAUGUGGCUGCUGGCACCUCACAUGGACAGGAUGAAGAAUGUGAAGCUCUCCAAGUUCCAGCAGCUGCUGCUGACACUGAUUCGACUCCGUCUGGACCUCCGCAAUCAAGACCUGGCCUACCGCUUUGGUGUGAAAGUUAGCACAGUAACCAGAACAGUGCACCGGAUGGUCAACAUCAUGUCCUCCACUCUGGUGCCGACUGCUGUCUUCUGGCCCUCUAGAGCUGAGCUUCGGAAAAACCUGCCAGCAGCGCUGCGAACGUCCUACCCGGACUGCGCUGUCAUCGUUGAUUGUUUCACAGUGCCUUUCGAGGAGCCGGCUGCACAGGGCAACCAGCAGCAACAACUGAGCUCUCAGGGUGUGGGGACAAGCUACAAUGUGUUAAAGUAUCUGAUUGGUGUAGCUCCACAAGGCGUUGUCACUUUCGUCUCCAGGGGUGUGCUGGGAAACGUCAGUGACAAGAGUCUGGCUGAGGGGUGUGGGUUUCUGUGCAAGCUUCUCCCAGGUGAUGUGGUAUUGGCGAAUCGUGAUCUCGACAUUGGCGAGUCCGUUGCGGCCCGUGGAGCCCUGUUUAAAAUUGCUGGCAACUACCAAGGAGGAGCUUAUGAGAGCUCAGAGGGCUCACCACUGGCUGACACGUCCUCUGAGACAGUGAGCGUGCAGAGGCAUGUGGAGAGGGUGAUCUCCAUGGUGAAGCAGAGAUACGCUAUGCUCACAGGCCCUGUUGAGAGCCCCUUCACCACAGCCUCUGAGCGCACGUCCAGCCUCUCAACCUUUGAUAAGAUUGUGCAUGUUGCCUGUGCCUUAAACAACCUGUGUAUCUCUGCUGCUCCACUAGAGUGACUCGUACAGAAAGGCCUAGUGCUGUGUCGACACUACAUGAUUACAACUAAAAACUGAUAUCCACUAGGGCUUUGUAUUGGCAAGAAUCUGGCGAUACGAUAUGUAUCAUGAUACAGGGGUUACGAUUCGACAUAUUGUGUGACACUGUAAACAAGGCAAUAUUGCAACAUUUUUUUAAAAUAUAAUUUUAAAAAUAAUAUAAGCAACACACCACCUUAUGCAUAAAAUCUCCCAUAAAAUGUAACUUUUUUUAUGCAGUCAGAAGAGGGAUCAGCAUUUACAUUUGUCACAGUCCCUGUUGCAUUCAACAACAUAGCAUUACAUGGCAUGUGAACUAUUAAUUAAAAACCGAAACUGUGUGUUUGAGAAUUGAUGCAGUAUCACAAAAUGUAAUAACCCGAUACUCGAGUGUAUUGAUAUUUUCUUACACCACUAAUAUUCACCUUGUGUGUGACUCCCUAUUAUCUGUCACUUGGAAAUAUCAGCACUUCUCCUAAAUCCAGAAACAACAUUGCUAAGAUGUGAUGUCGUGAACUUAUGCAACUCGGCUGAUAAAGAAUUUCAGACUUGCAAAGAAUGUUAGUUUUUAUUUAUGUUUUGAGUGACAACCGUGUGAGUAAAAGGUACCUUUAAAUGUGUAAAUACUGAGGUAUAUAAACAGCAGUUUGGUGCAGUGUUCUCACAGUUCCAGUCCUGUGCCAUGCAAGUUGUCCUCAUUCCCAUUGAACACUACUGACUGAUCACUUCCUCCCUCUGCUGCAGAAUGGGGCUUUGUUGAUUAAACCAGAUGUUUUGUCGCUUCCCUGCAUUUAAAUCAAGAACAGUGAGCACAGUAAUGCAGUUUCUCCUGUUCACCAUGCAGUGGUAGAGAUGUUACAUGUUAAUGGCGAUAGGUUUCUGGGUGCAGCCUUUGUUUUUUGGCAUUUUCACAUUUGCCUUCCAGCUUGAUCUUAUAACAAUAGACUAUAGUCACUACAGGAUGAUUAGCUGCCAGUUAGCACAGCGUCAGGUGUUAAUUUAUAUGCUGUGCUCUCUGGCAUUGACACAUCUCCAGGGGUUUUGGACAGUAUCUUUCUGGUUGACCACAUGUCCUCUUUAAUUGGGCUUUGCUGGUAUUGAUUAUUUUAGUUUUUACACAAAGUGCAAUGCUCACUGCAGGUACUUGCAUUUGUAGGUGAUACAAUAACUGAAAUGGACCAGACAAACAGUUUUUAUCCCAGAUCAGCAUGGACUAUAAUACAGCAUUUAUGGAGUGCAUGCUUGUCCACUCAGUGUUUCCAGCCUGGGAUGAUGUCAGUAUUUAUCACAGCACACUUCCAUAAAUGUUCUACUGGUUACAAGUUUGUUGUUGUUGUUGUUUUUUUAAGUACAGUAUUUCUCCAAAAAGGGUUAAUAUUCUUAAUAUUUAAUACAAAGUUUGAUUUAUCUAAAAGCUGUCCUUGGUGCUGGUGAGGAAGGAAAGAUGG
This is a messenger RNA of Monopterus albus (swamp eel), 3106 nucleotides long. RefSeq lists its product as uncharacterized. The record is from RefSeq and is a predicted model, not a curated record. Lineage: Eukaryota; Metazoa; Chordata; Actinopteri; Synbranchiformes; Synbranchidae. The transcript is spliced from 3 exons. Bases 363 to 1640 code for a protein of 425 amino acids.